AUGACGACCAACAUAGUAGUAGUGAGGAGAACAGUUGUAGCACUUGCUGCUCUGCUAGUAGCGAUGCUGCUGCUGAUGCUCCCGCCGUUUGGUGGCGCUGCAGCACCAGCAGCCACUAGGUUUCUGGGCAGUAAUAAUAGCUGCACCAGGAGAUGCGGCAACAUCAGCAUCCCUUACCCGUUCGGCAUCGAGCCCGGCUGCUACCACGCCGCCGGCUUCAACCUCACCUGUGACCGCUCCCACCACCAUCAUCAGCCACCCAUGCUGUUUCUCGCUGACGGCUUGCAAGUGCUUGAGAUCUCCAUUCCCAACGCCACGGUGCGUAUCAGCAUCCGUCCGAAAUCUAUCAUUGACAGAGCUCAUUCUAUGGUGAAUGAAACAUGGAGGGUUGACCUCACACAGAACGGGUCAUACCCGUACCUCCUGUCUGACUCGUACAAUAUGAUAGAUGAUGCUGGCUGCGAGUUGCCUAGAAGGCCCAACGAACUCAUGUCUUGCACUGCUGUCAAUAUGCCAAAUAUAGGUGAUGGUAACUAUACCAUGGGCUACUCUUUGUACAGCAUCCAUAUAGGCCACUCUUUCUAUAACAUCCAAAUCCGCAGGCUUAGUGCAACAAUCGAUCUUGUCGGUUUGAUCGACGUAACUGAUCUGGAUUAUUAUAAUUAUACCUAUUGGCAUCCUGAUGAUGAUGAUGAACCGGUGUCGGUAAUGCUAAGCUGGAUUAUAGCUAAUCAUUCCUGUCCUACUCGUGCAACUGCAAAUAUGUCUGCUCCGGAAUGCCUCAGUACCCACAGCAUUUGCCAAGACGCAUUUUCAUUGUUUUCUGCAAGUAAUGAUGACUCUGUUGCGUAUGGGUACACGUGUCAGUGCUCCCAUGCUUACCAAGGCAAUCCUUACGUCGCCGAUGGACCCGAUGCAUGCCAAGAUAUUGAUGAGUGCAAUACUCCAGAGAGUUACUCUUGCUAUGGUGAAUGCAAGAAUACCCCAGGAAGUUUUCUUUGCGUGUGCCCUGCUGGCUAUAUGGCUUUAAGCAUCGGACUAGGAUUAGGUGGUGGAACAAGCCUUUUACUAGCACUUGGUGCUCCUUUCAUAACACGUAAAAUAAAGUUGCAAAAGGUGAAAAAGAUGCGAGAGAAAUUUUUCAAACAAAACCAUGGGCUACUAUUGCAGCAGCUAAUAUCACAUAAUGCCGAUAUUGGAGAAAGAAUGAUCAUUACGUUAAGGGAGCUAGAGAAGGCUACUGACAAUUUUGACAACGAGCGUGUGAUCGGUGGAGGAGGGCAUGGUACUGUAUUCAAAGGAAUUAUAGACCUACAAGUUGUGGCAAUCAAGAAAUCAAGGAUUGUGGUGCAGAGAGAAAUAGGAGAAUUCAUCAAUGAAGUUGCUAUUCUUUCUCAAGUGAACCAUAGAAAUGUGGUAAAACUAUUUGGAUGUUGCCUUGAGGCAGAAGUCCCGCUACUAAUUUAUGAGUUCAUCUCAAAUGGAACUCUCUAUCAACAUCUCCAUGUUGAAGGACCAAUAUCACUACAAUGGGGUGAUCGAAUAAGGAUUGCACUUGAAGUUGCUAGAGCACUAUCCUAUCUACAUUCAGCUACUUUUAUCCCAAUAUUCCAUAGAGAUAUUAAGUCCUCCAACAUACUUCUUGAUGAUAGGUUAACAGCAAAGGUAUCAGACUUUGGAGCUUCAAGGUAUAUUCCAAUUGAUCAAACAGAAAUAACUACAGCUAUUCAAGGGACCAUUGGUUAUUUAGAUCCUAUCGAUAAUGAUAGUCUUGUUCCACAUUUUGAAAAGCUGCUAGCACAAGGCAACCUAUUUGGCAUAAUAGAUCCUCAAGUCAUGGAAGGCGAAGAUGGAGAAGUCCAAGAAGUAGCUAUACUAGCAUCAGCAUGUACUAAACUAAGGGGAGAAGACCGGCCUACGAUGCGAGAAGUGGAGAUGACACUUGAAAAUUUGCUAUCUAAGAAGCAUAUUGUUCCAUGCAUUACGGCACCAAGGACCCCUGAGGAUGAAACUAUAAUUGAAUACAUGCCUGAACGGAUAACAAAUGAAGCAAGCAGACAAUACACUAUGGAAGAAGAAACAUUUUUGUCAACAAGCUACGCUCGAUGA
Messenger RNA from Sorghum bicolor (sorghum), 2109 nucleotides. RefSeq names its product putative wall-associated receptor kinase-like 11. Gene Ontology annotation, molecular function: protein serine/threonine kinase activity; calcium ion binding; ATP binding. The transcript is spliced from 4 exons. Lineage: Eukaryota; Viridiplantae; Streptophyta; Magnoliopsida; Poales; Poaceae. Bases 1 to 2109 code for a protein of 702 amino acids. The record is from RefSeq and is a predicted model, not a curated record. Gene Ontology annotation, biological process: cell surface receptor signaling pathway; protein phosphorylation. Gene Ontology annotation, cellular component: plasma membrane.